AUGAUGCUCAAACUUUUUUUGCUAUUUAUUUGUUGUCUCAUCACACUAUGCAAAUCAUUCCACAUCACUCCGAUCAGCUACACUCUUCUUGCGGAAAAUAUUGAAAGUGUUGUGAAUUUGGCUGGAAAAGUUCAAGAGAAACGAUUUUUCCUUCAAAUUUCGAAUGAAGCGUCUCCAUUCUUCAUGUAUGUCACACCAUGUGGAGCUCCGAUUCACUGGCAGCUCUUCUCUGUGGAUAAGGAUAUGAGUCUUUCUGAAGAACUCGAUGUUGUAUCCAGCAUCUCAACUCCACUUGAAGAAUCUGAAAAAUUCCGUUUGAUUGCUGGAGAAGAAGAUAAGAAAAGAAUGACGUUCUUCGCCCACAGAGUUCCGAAAAAGGUGAUUCUCGUUGUUCGUGCAUCAUCGCCUUCUGCUUCUGCUCGUAUAUUCUUUUCUCCUUCACUUUUCCGACUCGAAGAACAGUAUCCACCACUUCCUCACGAUACACGUCUUGCUACCAACGUACUUGAUGAUAUCUCCAAAAAAGACGAAGUUUCCGCUCAAAUAACCUGGAAAAUCUCACCACAAGUAAGAAACGCCGAACCAGGACGCUACCGUAUUUGCACCAUCGUAUCACGUCAAGAUCCAGAAUUUGCUGGAAUGUGUGACGACGUGGAAGAAGGCGUUGAAGCUGUGAAAUGUGUUCCACAAAUGAAUAAUUCAGUUGUUAUGGGACAAUUAUGGAGAGAUAGAACCUAUUACGUAACUGUAUUCGUGAGAGACCAGAAGCGAGGAUCUUCCUCUGCUUAUGAAGUUCAAACGAUCCAAACACCACCAUCACCAGUCAACGAAAUGGUAUCUCGUAGAAAAGUGCCAAGAAAUAUUCCAAGAAAACAGAAGAAAAAUGCUCCAAUCAUAUUAACUGAUGGGAUCAUGGGACAAGUUGAAUUGGAACCACGGAAGGCAUCUGUACUCAAUAUGAAGUUCUUUGUACACCCUCUUCCGAGCAAUCAAUCACAAACGGCAUAUCUCAUUGUGCACGCUUGCGAUGGACUCAUUCGUCUCAAUUUGUUCAGGAACGGAAAACUUUUGAAAAGAAGUGAAUCAUUUUCUGGAUUCAAAAGGUUUGUUGUGAGCAAUUUCAAAGCUGGACACCUUCGUUACCAGAUCAUCAAUGAUGAUGAUGCCAAAAAAACUAUCCGAGUUUGGACCAGCACCAACGCAGCCCAAUCUCCUUAUCCAAAUCUUCCGGAUGACACUAGUGUGAAAGUGGUUAACCGAAAAUGUGACUCUGCAACAAUUCAAUGGAUGCGUGGUCAGGAUGAGCAUUUGAAAUACUGUGUCUACCAAAGAAAAGAAAAUUCGAACUUUUUGGAACACCUUGUCAGUUUGGCUGACAAUCUUUGCCAAGGUGGUCUUUCUUCUUCAACACUCGUUGGAUGCUACGUUCAUUCUCCAACCUCAGCUGAAAUCGAAACUCAAUCUGUACUCGAAACGAUAAUUGGAAAUCUUCAGCCAAGCAGCACGUAUAGAUUGGAUCUUCUCGCUAUUCCAAUGAACAGACCUCACCCUCAAGCACUUCCGUAUCGAACUGUUUGGGUGAGAACGAAUCCAUAUUGUGCACAAGAAUAG
Molecule: messenger RNA, 1611 nt
Organism: Caenorhabditis briggsae
Lineage: Eukaryota; Metazoa; Nematoda; Chromadorea; Rhabditida; Rhabditidae
Gene: Cbr-ndnf-1
Product: Protein CBR-NDNF-1
Exons: 7
Coding region: 1-1611 (536 amino acids)
Molecular function (GO): protein binding
Source: RefSeq, a predicted model, not a curated record